AGACUUUGUUUCUAGAUCACUGAUCAGUCAGUCAGUUCAACAGACGAGACCUUUGUUGAACCGAAAAACAGCGACACACAAAAAAGGUGUUUAUUUCCACAUAAAGUUCACUUUAUGAAGACAGCAUUCAUUCAUAACACGUUGAGGCAUGUCACAUGCAGCUCUGAGAACCACCAUGUCUGCUUCAUCGCUCUUCAUCAGCUGGGUUCUACUGUCAGAAACCGUCCUCUGUUGGUCUGAGUUCCAUAAAAACGUGUCAGCUGAAGCCGGACAGACGGUCGUUCUGCCAUGCCAACAUUCCUUCAACUACACGGCCGUCGCUGUGGAGUGGAGCAGAGACGAUCUGGGGUAUGAAUUCGUCCUUCUCUAUCGAGACGAGCAGAUUGAUAAAUCCUACCAGAAGCCUUCUUUCUGGGACCGGGUGGACCUGCAGGACAGACUCAUGGAGAAGGGAGACGUGUCUUUGGUUCUAGACGACGCCAGGACUUAUGACACUGGAACAUAUCACUGUAGACUGGUCUACAAUAGCUCAGAUGAAGAUGAAUUGGAAGAGGGUCCCAUCUGCACCAUCCACCUGGAUGUUGCUCCUCCUCCACCUCCUAACACUACUCCUCCAGAGGACGUGGAUUCAGAUGAAAACUUUGAGUACGAAGAGAGCAAAAGGAAGGAGGCAGGAGAGCUCCUGGAUGAAGAGGAGGAGGAAGGUCUGAAGGAAGGCUCCAUCCUUCUGCCAGUUUGCCUGACGCUGCUGGUCUUUGCUUUAGCCUUUCUGGUAGUUAGAGUCCGUCAUGUCAGACCACAGCUCCUGAGGGAGAUGAUGCUUAAAGCAAAGCUCUUACUGUCAUCAGAACCUCACCAGGACUUCCUGUAAAUGUCCGAGAGCAGAACAACGAAUCUACCCAGGUAACUUCAGGUUAUUCAGCGUUCAUGGAGCAGGUCUGCUUGAACUCUGACCUCCUCCACAAUAGUUUCAUGUUCCAGAUAAGAGAGAAAUUGAUCUCUUGAUCUCCUGCUCAAACUUAAACUCCAUUUUAAAUUUGCAAGACUUUAAUCUUAACCAAAGAUGACUUAUAUAUUUUGAUGUAAUGUUGUAAAAAAAAUAAAAAUAA
Messenger RNA from Cyprinodon tularosa, 1109 nucleotides. RefSeq lists its product as uncharacterized. The record is from RefSeq and is a predicted model, not a curated record. NCBI's taxonomy places the organism in Eukaryota, Metazoa, Chordata, Actinopteri, Cyprinodontiformes, Cyprinodontidae. The transcript is spliced from 4 exons. Bases 149 to 871 code for a protein of 240 amino acids.